Myotis daubentonii (Daubenton's bat) is the source of this 1165-nucleotide messenger RNA. RefSeq names its product acyl-CoA thioesterase 8 (gene ACOT8). Gene Ontology annotation, cellular component: peroxisomal matrix. Gene Ontology annotation, biological process: fatty acid catabolic process; acyl-CoA metabolic process. Gene Ontology annotation, molecular function: fatty acyl-CoA hydrolase activity. The record is from RefSeq and is a predicted model, not a curated record. Lineage: Eukaryota; Metazoa; Chordata; Mammalia; Chiroptera; Vespertilionidae.
CUGGAGCCAGCUGCGGGAAUCUGCGAGUUCCGCGCACGUCUCCGCGCGUCGGGUUCAGCGCAGAGUCUCCGGCAAGUGAUCGACAUGUCGUCCCCGCAGACCCCGGAGGAUGGGCAGGGCGGUGGCGACCCCCCCGGGGACCUUCGCAGCGUCCUGGUCACCAGCGUGCUCAACCUCGAGCCGCUGGACGAAGAUCUCUUCAGAGGAAGGCAUUACUGGAUACCCACAACCAAGCGGCUGUUUGGGGGUCAGAUCGUGGGGCAGGCCCUGGUGGCUGCAGCCAAGUCUGUGAGUGAAGACAUUCAAGUGCAUUCCCUACACUGCUAUUUCGUUCGGGCAGGGGACCCGAAGGUGCCAGUCUUGUACCAGGUAGAGCGGACGCGAACAGGGGCGAGCUUCUCAGUGCGCUCCGUGAAGGCCGUGCAGCAUGGCAGGCCCAUCUUCAUCUGCCAGGCCUCCUUCCAGAAGGCCCAGCCCAGCCCCCUGCAGCACCAGUUCUCCAUGCCCGCGGCGCCCCCACCGGAAGAGCUGCUCGACUACGAGACCCUCAUUGACCAGUACUUAAGGGACCCUAACCUCCAAGAGAAGUACCGAGUGGGCCUGAACCGGAUUGCUGCCCAGGAUGUGCCCAUUGAGAUCAAGCUAGUAAACCCAUCCAGCCUGAGCCAGCUGCAGAACAUGGAGCCCAAACAGAUGUUCUGGGUGCGAGCCAAGGGCUAUAUUGGGGAGGGCGACAUCAAGAUGCACUGCUGCGUGGCUGCCUACAUCUCGGACUAUGCCUUCCUGAGCACAGCACUGCUGCCCCACCACUGUCAGCAUAAGGUGCACUUCAUGGUCUCUUUGGACCACUCCAUGUGGUUCCACGCCCCCUUCCGAGCUGACCACUGGAUGCUCUAUGAGUGUGAGAGCCCCUGGGCUGGUGGCUCCCGGGGGCUGGUCCGUGGGCAGCUGUGGCGUCGGGACGGGGUGCUGGCUGUAUCCUGUGCCCAGGAGGGCGUGAUCCGAGUGCAGCCCCCGGUCACAGAGAGCAGGCUGUAGCCAGAGGUACCAGCUUGGCCUGGGCUUCAAGGAUCUCCCUUCUCCCCCCACUCCUGAGGCGAGGCAGGAAUUACAGUUGAGGGCUGGGCUUUGUCCCUCACCCAAUAAAGAGGCUGCUACCACUGGA